Nicotiana tabacum (common tobacco) is the source of this 1327-nucleotide messenger RNA. Lineage: Eukaryota; Viridiplantae; Streptophyta; Magnoliopsida; Solanales; Solanaceae. The record is from RefSeq and is a predicted model, not a curated record.
CAGAGUGUUAGGUAUAGGCAAGAAGCUCGGCAAUGAGAAGUAGUAAAAAUACAGCGCAUCAGUUCCCUAUAUAACGGAAACAAAAUUCAUAUGAACGUGUAUUAAGGGUCUUAAGAAGAAAAAUGAAAACCCUAACAAUGGAAGUUGCAAGAGUACAAGCAAUAGCGUCAAUAACAAAAUGCAUGGACACAAUUCCAUCAGAAUACAUACGGUCAGAGAACGAGCAGCCCGCAUCCACAACGUUGCAUGGUGUGGUUCUUCAAGUUCCAGUAAUCGACAUAGACGAUACAAAUGUAGUGAAACUCAUAUCGGAUGCUAGCAAAGAGUGGGGGAUCUUUCAAGUGAUAAAUCAUGGAAUUCCAGAUGAGGUUAUUGCGAAUUUGCAAAAAGUAGGGAAAGAGUUCUUUGAGGUUGUACCACAAGAGGAGAAAGAAGUGAUUGCAAAGACUCCAGGGUCGCAGAAUAUUGAAGGGUAUGGUACUUCUUUGCAGAAGGAACUUGAAGGGAAAAGAGGUUGGGUUGAUCAUUUGUUCCAUAAGAUUUGGCCUCCUUCUGCCAUCAAUUAUCGUUAUUGGCCUAAAAGCCCUCCUUCCUACAGGGAAGCAAAUGAGGAGUACGCAAAGAGGCUGCGAGAAGUUGCGGAGAAGAUCUUUAAGAGCUUAUCACUUGGGCUUGGGUUAGAAGCCCAUGAAAUGAUGGAGGCAGCAGGUGGUGAAGAAAUAGUUUACUUGUUGAAGAUCAAUUACUACCCACCAUGCCCAAGGCCCGAUUUGGCACUUGGAGUUGUGGCCCAUACAGACAUGUCCCAUAUAACCAUUCUUGUCCCAAAUGAAGUCCAAGGCCUCCAAGUGUUCAAGGAUGACCAUUGGUAUGAUGUCAAGUACAUACCAAAUGCCCUAAUUAUCCACAUUGGUGACCAAGUUGAGAUUCUUAGCAAUGGGAAAUACAAGAGUGUGUACCAUAGGACAACAGUGACAAAGGACAAGACAAGAAUGUCAUGGCCAGUUUUCUUGGAGCCACCAUCAGAGCAUGAAGUUGGGCCAAUUCCUAAGCUGGUUAAUGAGGCCAAUCCACCAAAAUUCAAGACCAAGAAGUACAAGGAUUAUGUCUAUUGUAAGCUUAACAAGCUUCCUCAGUGAAGAAACUCCUCUAUAUAUGUUUGGCAGCGAUUAGCUAGUAUGUUCGUGAAUCGUGAGUAUUAUAUUAUAGUUUGUACUAUCCUUACCAAGAGAUAUUGUCUUAUUAUUAUAAAGGACUAUAUGUUUAGACUUAAAACUUUUUGGUACUAGCUAAUAACUGACUUAUUAAUACUUUAUUUACAUGUAAA